This is a messenger RNA of Medioppia subpectinata, 705 nucleotides long. The record is from the annotation of a GenBank genome assembly. NCBI's taxonomy places the organism in Eukaryota, Metazoa, Arthropoda, Arachnida, Sarcoptiformes, Oppiidae.
AUGCCAGCGCUUACGAGUCCGACGGAAACUCCAUCGCCUCCUAGUAAUAGCUGGUCCAGUGUUUCCACUAAUCUUUGUUCAAUUCAUUCUCCAUAUGAGCGCCAAUACAUGACAGACACCAAUGCAUACACUUUUCCCACUCAUAUCGCACACAAUUCUCCGCCACUUCAACAAAAGCCGUCAAUUGGUCACAACUACUUCCAGUCAGAACCCGAGUCAUUGUCUAAUCAAUCGGAAUCGCUAUCCAUUUCUCCAACUCUUUUAACAUCCAAUAAGUCGUCUGCAAAGAAAAAAAAGACGACCAAAACCACAUACAAACACGUCCCGCAUCGGGAGAAACCCAUUCAUUUGGUCGCCCGAAGGAAUGCUCGGGAGAGACGACGAGUGCAGGCCGUGAACAGCGCUUUUGUGAGACUCCGAAAGUGUGUUCCCGUCGAGAAUCGCAACAAACGAUUGUCUAAAGUAAAGACAUUGCAUCGAGCGAUUGAAUACAUCGCCGGACUUCAAGACUUGCUCCGAGAGGCCGACCAACAGGAGGGCAUUGUUGCCGACAAUAGCGCCGAACAACUGAUGAACGGUUUGAUUAAGGCUGAGAUGGAGUGCACGGAAAAAAAGUUUAAUAAAGAGAACAGAAUCGGAGAUCAGAAAUGGAUUUCAAUCGAAACAACAUUUAAUGAUUGGCACUCUUUUGGUUCAUAUCAUUGA